CGUAAUAAUUGUUCAACUUAGAGGCGUCUAGGGUUUGGUUUUCAUCUUCCUGUUUUCGUCGUUGUUCGGCUUCGUUCCUUCGCAGGUGUAGAGACUGCACGAGUCGCGUCUCUGUUCGAGUUCGCUCCUUCGACGACGUUCCCUUCCCGUCGGAUCAGAAGUUACAACAUUUUGAUGGGAAACAACGACGGGAGCUCGCUCGCUGUGAAGAUGGGCAGAAGAAAGAAGGAUGGAUCAAACUUGAAAGCGGGGAUAUGUAAAGGUGCUACCUUGCGCGAGGAGAACUUAGGGAAGAAGGAGGUAGAUGUGAGUUCCAUUUUGAAGAUAAAGCAUCUGCAAAAAUUGGCAGCUUGGGCUGGUGGAGAAGGCGGAAUUCCUCCUCUUGGUGCUUUUUUUGGGUACCAUUUGGCAGCUAAAGCAGAGGUAGCAGGGGUUCCACUGGAUAAAUCAUCUUUCUUUUGUCAAAG
Molecule: messenger RNA, 467 nt
Organism: Dendrobium catenatum
Lineage: Eukaryota; Viridiplantae; Streptophyta; Magnoliopsida; Asparagales; Orchidaceae
Biological process (GO): RNA processing
Source: RefSeq, a predicted model, not a curated record